AUGAAGCAGGCAGUCGAAUUUGAGGAGUGUCUUAAGGAUUCUCCCUGUUUUAGGUAAGAAAUGCGUUGUCAUGUUGGGAUUGUGUGACCCGACUGAGAGAUUUCUAGUAUGCAAGCGAGGAGUUCGUAACCAAGGUUUUCACUUUAAAAAUUUUUCUACCUUGUUUUAACGCGGUAUAGCGUCGGUCAGGGAAAUAAUUGUUUCUAUUAGUUAACCUGUAGACUAACUCCAGGGUAUGAAAUUUGAAGAAAACGAAAGCGCGAAAUCUGAUACCAAGAUGUCAUUUACUCGAACAUUUGAAAAUUUUCUUGAUUAUUCUCAAAGUUGGUGUUCAAAGGCCUCUUUCAUUGAAUGCUAAAUUAUUUUGUGAUAUAUUUAACUUCUAUUGAAGUGCUUAUUUUAUUAUUUUCUCAUACAAACAAGAGUACAAGCAUGUUUGGACGAAAAGGUGCAGAGGUUUGAAGGCGCGUAGAUGUAGCAUUCAAAUUUUGCGCACCCACAGCAAAGGUUGAAAAUUUUAAAGCUUACUUCUAAAAGCCAAAUCUGAUCACUUGCUUAGCGAGUCGGGCUUGGAUUAAAUAGAUUUAAAAGUCAUACGAUUUUGCAAAUAAAACACCUCAAACAGUGUUACGCUGUUUGAAACAUUUUAUUUUGUCUGCUAACAAUAAGUUAAGCUUACAAAUAUAAUCCAGCUGCGAGGACUGUGUUUAAACAUGUGAGUCAUUGAGAUUUGCUCUGCGACAGCUUUUAAGUUUCUCCUCACUUCUAAUAAACGCUUUUGGUUUAUUUUGUAUCCUCAGUUGAACAACUUUCAAAAUUUGAAUUUCUUUUUGCCAUUAUUUUUUUAACAAUAAUACAAAGAUGCUAGUUAGUCUCAGUGUACUAAGCAUUUUAUCAAUUAUUUAUUAGUAAUAUUGUCUAUUCAUAAUUACAGUGGAUAAAAGCCAUUGGCUUCAUUAUUUUCAAUAAAAAAUGAAACAUCGUUUUUAUUUUUGUCUUGACAUAUAACUUCCAAGUGCAUACCAUAUAUAAUUUUGUCAAGAUUUGCAUACAAACCACUUCAUAAUAAUAUAUAAUAAUAAUGAAUGUCACAUUGUUGCUAAGACAUUCUGUUGCUUAACACCACCACUCUGCUUCAAUGAGGAAGCAUAUGCAAAUUAACAUGAUUUAUAUUAAACUUAUUUAAAUUUUUGUUUUGUUGAGACUUUCCCCCCCAUUUCUGGCAUUUUAGAAACUACAACAUGACCACCUUAAAAUAUCAAAAGUGUCAGUAGCACACCUCCCUAGAAGCGAACUGAUCUUAUUAGAGAUCUAGGGGUGGUUCAGGGGUUUCGUCAAACGUCCUUAUGCUCAAACCUCAAACAAACCUUAGCAGUUUAAAGAUCCAACGACCCGGACGGCAACGAGGACUUCAAAAAAACAAUAGGUUUUAUAAGCAAAACAACAACUUUGCACAUGCAUCACGCUUGGUUGUACAUUUCUUUGCCCAUUUUUGCACAACUACAACGUGAAAAUGCCUAAUUUCACAUUUUAUGGAGUAUGUGAACAAGCAACGACAAAAUUUGUCUCUUUCUGAACCUGCUUGUGGUCCCUAGGAAUUCAACUCCAGGAGGGUUUGCCUGCAUUUGACGAAGUAAGUGGGUAGGAAUAAUUUGCGAUAAAGACUGAAAGAAUGCCUCUUAGGCGACGUUCUCGUGGGGGUCGCGUCGUUGGAUCUUAAAGUACUGUGUUGACCAGUUACGACUUCCAAGACAUCCCUGUUGUCUCUAUAAACCUUUUAAUCCUUCCUUCUGAUUCAUAUAUUAAUCUGUACAUGUACUGAUGCAAAGACAAACAUAUAUACAUGUAGUUAUAGUGGAUCUACAUGAUCCUAUAAACUUUACACCAAGAGGCCAUCUUCAGUAAUUCCGUUGAGAGUUACUGUUAUUUGCCAUUGUUUGCAAUCAUCCACGUAACUUGUGCCACCUUCAUUAAUUUUUAUAGGUUACAGGUUGAUCAAAAUGAACAUGACAUAAAUGUUUUAGAGGGAGCUUUGGAAAAGGUGAGCUCUUUGAAGACAUAAUAUUUUUAUGGUUUACAGAGAAUUUACACAAAAAAAUCUGACUAUGACUCUAAGACUUGAAUCCUACUUGGGGGUCAUUUUGAUUGUGGUACAUUUUCUUCCAGCCAAUUCUUUUUAUACUUUUAUCUUGGCUUUCACUUUUAUUUCAAUUUGCUGGCCAGGGUAAGUUAAUACAACAAGUAGGAAGGGGAUAACGUAGCUAAGGAUUUUCUAAUUUUAAUGAAUUUUUUUUAUGAAACUAGCUUGGGGUCUCCUUCAUAUGUAGUAACAACAGGGCUCGAAAAAAAGUCCCACCAGUAGUCUGGGGCAAGUAUUAUUUUCUUGCUGGGCAAGUAACUUUUAUACUUACUUGCCCACUCGGCUAGAGUCCUCUAACAAAAGUUUUAACUUAAGGCAAGAAGUGGCUCUGGCCAAGCACAGUGUAAGAGCUGCUCGACUAUUAAAGGACAAGCUAUAAUUCAAGUUUUUUCCGAGCCUUGACACCCGGGGAAAAUUGCCUGCCCCUGGCCUCUAAGGACAGCCCUGUAUUAUCUUAAUGGAGGGACACAAAAUUGCAUUUUAGACGUAAAAUACUAGGCAUAAUUUAUUUACACUGUAAGCAACACUAAAGUUUCAGUUUCUAAGGUUACUUUUAUGUUGUAAAAUUAACAUUGUUUUUGCUCUGAGUAAUAUUAACCUCAAUCUACUUACUUUUGCAUUUUCUUUUCAGCUUAUAAAACUUUGCAAUGGAAUGGUUGAGACUGGAAAACUGUUUAAUACAUCCACCAGGUCAGUCAGAGCUGCACUGCACACAGUGUAUAAAAGGUUAAAAAAAAACUGUAAAUUAUAGCAAGGGUAGCUUAAUGAAGGGUUGUUUUAUGCAUCUCUUUUAAUUUUUGAUCUUUUUUUUUAUUUUUCAGUGGAUUGGUGGGUGGUAUUGACAGUCUGAGAAAAUACUUUGAAGGAGAUGACCUUGUCUCCUCUACUCUUCAAAAGUUCUCAUGGGCAUUAUCAGAGCUCCAAACAUACCUGACAGUAAGUGAGAAUUGAAUGCUACAUUGUAGCAGUAAUUCCCCGCUCCAGGAACUAUAAAGGGAAUGGGUACAAGCUUUCAGUGCAGUGAUUUCUGGGAUUGUUUGGGUGGACAAGCGUUACUUAUGGUUGGUGGAUGAUAUUCAAGGCAAACAUUAACCAGUUGUAAGUAAUGUUUGUCCACCCAAUUGAUCCCAGAACGACUCCCAGAACCUGCACCAAAAUCUUGUACCCAACCUCCCUAUAGUUUCUGGAGUGGAGAAUUCUUUCAGUUGUUAAGUUCACAGAAAGAAUAUGAGGCUACCAUUUUGCAAAGGGAAUGAAAAUAUUAUUAUUAUAAAGAAUAAAAACCUAGAAACUAAUUCAUUUCUAAAAAUAAAGUUUCUGAUAUUUGGGACAAUAGCUGUAUGGAAUUAGACACUUUUUUUACCAUAAUUACCUAGCAUACUUGAUAAUUAUUCAUUGUUUUUUCUGUUACUAGAUUCUUUUGGAGCAAGCGCAGAGGUCUAUAUCCACAACUCUUCAAACUUUUAUAAAACAGUAAGUUGCUACGAUGUUGAUCUAUGCUGUAAAGUAGUGAUUUGUGCACACAGCAUAUCUAAUGCGCAUUGGGCAGCCUUUGAAAGUGUAUGCUUACUCUUUGCAAACUCAAACUUCUGUUUUUUGUUUGGACAAGUUGGAGUUCCAUGUGGGAGGUGUGGCAUGAAAUCUCCCUGGCCUAAAGAAUCUGCCAGAAAAUUAGUUUUUCAAUUUUCGUGACCGUACCUCAUUCCCUUCCGUGACAACUUAAGUACAGUUAUGUACAUGUACCCGCAUGCAUGUACAUGUAGUACUUCUCUCUGGAUAUACCUACAGGAGCCAUCAUCCUGUCAUACCCCCACUGUAGUGGUCCUUAGUAAAAACAAAAGUGAAGACUCAAGCUGUAAUCACUUUUUGACAAUCAUAAUACAAUAAAUUUUACUGGCAACGCAGUAAGUUAAGAUUGUAAACUGAUGCCACAUUUAAUUUUUUAAAAGUUGAUUCAAAUAUUUUCUUGUUUGUCACAGAGAAGUAAAGAAGGUGAAAGAGACCAAAAAACUGUUUGACAGAAUCAGUGAUGACCGGGAUAAGUGAGUAGCUUGUGCACUUUUGUUACAAGACAAAAGCAAUAAAUUUGUAGUAGUUUUGUUUUUGACUUCUCUGCAUUGUUUCUUCUUCCUUUUUUUCAGUGCUUUGACCAAAAAUGCACAACUUCAGCGCAAUUGUAGGCCAUCAGAGGCUGAAGAGGUACGGUAGAAAUGAAAAAAGGUCUUAUGAGGUCGUUAAAGUCAUCAAUAGAGAUGAGCAUGGGGAAGGUGCUUGUGGGGCUGUUGGGGCCCGAAAUGCAGCAAAGUACAAUACAUGUAACCUUGGCAACCACUAAGAGUGGUAUCCACCCAGGCACAGUCAUGCUUUAACCAGUUUAAUGUAACAUACUUACCUUCGGGAGGGGUGGGGUAGGGAGCAGAAAAACACUUGCAAACAUCAUCUUGCAUCUGUCUAUCUAUCGACAGGCAUAACGGCAUCCAAAUGUAAUGGCCUUCCCUCACGAGUGUGGCUGUAAUGAGCCCCUGUGAUGCAAUUAGGGCACCCGCACACAUCUCGGACGAGAGACAGGUGGCCUGCCAUUGUCUUGAGUUUAACUAAGCCUAAAGUUCAUUUAUCCACAUUGAGCUGGGGUGUAGUUGAGGGUUGCAGUUCUGAAAUUUGAAAAGCUGUGUUAGAAACAAGUCCAAAGCAACUUCUGAUAUAACACCAAACGUCUUAACAGGCAGCCAGCUAGCUUUGUCUCUCUUUUAAUAAUUUAGCAUCAUUGGUUUAUUUGGCAGGCAAAGAAUAUCAUCACUGCAAUGCAUUCCUGUUUCAAUCAUACAGCUUUGGAUUAUGCCUUUCAGGUUUGAUAUUAAGCAAAAUUUUUGUUGUUUCAUCCUUACAUUCUAGUUUUUAUUUUUAUUUUGUUUUAUACUUAAUGAUUCACACACGUAAUCCAAAGACCAAAAGGUAAAAUUUGAACCACAACAUUUCCACCUGGUGGAUCUAAAUGAACCCCGAUGGAAUUGACACAGGAGAGGGGCACUAAAAUUAUUGAAAUAAGGAUGCAUAAUUAUUGGAAUAAAUUCAGGAAAUAAAACAAUCAUUCAUGAUCCUGAAUUCAUACUUAGGGUUAAGAGACAAAAGAAACUUAGAAUCAUACUAAGUUGAAACCAUUGUAACACCAAUUUCAUUUUGAGCUACAACCUGUACACCUGGAUGUGCAUCAGUGAUUAAAUGAUAAUUGUUUGGUGUUUUAUUUAAUGUACCUUUCAGAUAAAUAUUUUGCAAUCAAGGAGAAGAAUUGAUGUCCUGGACAAUGUAAGUGAUAAUUUACUGUAGCAACAAAUUGUUAUUAACCCCUUAAGCCCUAAGAGUGAUCAGCAUCAAAUUUCUCCUUGUAAUAUCAAUUCUUUGUAAAACAGAGUCGUCAUGAGAAUUACGGACAUGAUCAUACAAGAUGAAUUUGCUUGAUAUUUUGUCAACUUCUCCGCACUACUUCGGUAGGAAAUGAAUAAGGGCAACAAAUGAGAAUUCAAAUUUUGAUCUCAGGGUUUAAAGGGUUAAAUCAUUAAUCAAGGAUAGCAUGAACCAAUGUGUUAUGACCAUAAUAAAUUACAAUAAUGCUUUGGACUCCAAUCACUUCCCAUAAAAAGGCUUGAGGAUUUACCUAGCAAUGGCAAAGAGGUGACAGUCAGGUAGACAGAAAUCAGCUGAGGUGGAUGUGACAAUGUUGCAUGAAAACCUGCGGGAAGUGGAGCGUCUGAUAGGAUCUCUACAUUUAAAAGAAAUUGUAAUGGAGCAAUGAAAUCAGAGAGAAGAAAAGCUGAAAGGUACAACUGGGGAACUGCAAGAGUAGCAGCCAGGGGCUUAAACCUGGAGGCAGAAUGUUAUGGCCUUACACAUACCUACUGUGAUAAUGAGCAAGGACAAUGACCAAUAAUUACCAUUACUUUCUUCUUUUUUUUUUCAGAUUUUAAAUUUCAUGCAUGCUCAGUCAACUUAUUUUCAUCAGGGAUAUGAUCUGAUGAAUGAUUUAGAUGUGUACAUGAAAACAGUUUCCAAACAGGUAAGUGAAAAGACACAAUAAAGUAUUUGUACCCUGUACCUAAAAUUUAAUUCAACUGGCAAGUUCUUUUUACAGAUGAUCUGAUUACAGAUGACACUUGCUGACAGAGAGAGAGAGAGAUUGUUAGGUUAAUUAAUGGCUUAAUAUUAUAUUGUGUUUAACAGAGACUGAGACGUCAUUAAGGAUCAAUAAUAAUGUUAUUCAGUUCUGGCAAGAUAGUUUGUCUGAUACAAAGCAACUAUGUAAUUGCCUGGUCUGAUCAGUUUGCUUUUCUAUAAACCCUGCAAGUAGAAAUUUGAUAGUGAAUGUUGAUUAGACUCUAAGGGUUAAGCUUGCAUGCAACACUAUCAUAGAGAUUUGAAAAUAGUGAUUACUGGUAGAGCUGGUCGCUAGUGAGAACUGAGAAGGGCUGCUUAAUAUGCAAGAGCUUACAACUCCGGAACUUAAGGGGAAACAGAUAAAAUUGUAUAACAAAUCCAGGUUUCAAACAAAAUGUCUCUGCCCACUCUGUUUGAAUUGUCUUAUCUUUGUGGAAUGAAGUGACUCUGCAUGUGAGAUUACUUGCUUGCUUGAUGUAACUCGUGCGGACCGUGUUUGAAAGCUUUGCUUCCUGAUCCAUUAGAGAAACCAUACAGACCUUGUAUUGCAUUGACAAAUUAAUUAAAUACAAUGAGUGAUGGAAGACCAUUGUCUCUACCACUCUUAUCCAGCCUUCCUUUUUUUUUUUGUAUUAUAUUCCAACUUGAUUCCUUUUUUUUUUUUAAAUAAUGCAGUUGGAAGAAAUGUCAACCCAGUUUACUGUUGACAAGAAAGAAAUGGAAGAAAGACACACUCUUGUCCAAAAAAUGGUAGGUUUAACUGUACUCUGUGAGUGGCAUUAAAGAAACAGUUAUGGAUGUUGAAUGUCAAAACUAUUAUCAUAGAUUGUUGCAUUGAUCAUCCAUUUAUAAAAUAAUAGUGAUGUUUAGAAAAACAUUCAAGGGUAUAUUAUAAUGUAUUUUUUUUAGUGAGGGGCCAAGUCUUGCAGCUUACAUUUUUGUAAACUUACAUGGGUUAUACGAUUCUCUGCAUUUGCGAAAGUGUGCAAAAAAAAAAAUUGCCUGGUAUGUAACUUAUCAUUUUUAUUUAUGUAGGAGGAGAGUGGAUCUUUAGGAAGAAGGACCAUUGAUGACCCAAGGUAUAAACAAUAUUCACCACUUGAUUUGUUAAUAAAAAUGUUAAAGUUUGCACUAUAUUUACUAGCACUAGAUAGGAGGGAUGGAUGCUUUUCCAUGUAAUUCACACUAUAUAAUUGAUAACAGCCUUUAAUAAUGACCUUGAAUUUGUUGUGUUGUAUCUUGCAGUGGUUUGGUGAUGGAAGGCUACUUGUUUAAACGCAGUAGUAAUGCAUUCAGGAGCUGGCAUAGGUGAGAAAAAUAAUAUCAGUGUUACAUGUAUGAACAUCUUGAAGUGUGUUUUCUUAAGAGUCAUUGCCUCGACUGCUUUGCAUUGAAAGUGUUGAAUAGCUUUUUAAACCUUUUUUUGUAGGAGGUAUUUUACUGUGCAAAAUAACCAGCUGAUGUACCAGAAACGAUUAAAGGUAGUUAAAAAACAUUCUCCUUAUUUGCCUUCAAAAUUUUGAUGAUCAUGACGUUGAUGAUGAUGAUGACAAUGGUGAUGGUGAUGAUUGUGAUGAUGAUGAUAAUUCUGAUGAUGGUGGUAGUGAUGACAACUAUGAUUAGUAUGUGUAAUCAAAUGUUGAUGAGUGAAAUUAGGGAAUAAUUUCACGCGCGUUUUGUCCAAAUCUCAGAGGCUCGGGAAAUUAUUAGGAUUUGGACAAAACUCAAGUGAAAUUAUUCCCUAAUUUCAAGACUCUACCAUUUGAUUACCUAUUAAUAUCAUGGGUGACAAAUUACGUUAUCAAUCUUGGAUUUUUUACAUGUUUAUCCUGGAUUGUAUCGAUCGAGAACUCCACUCUCUCAAAUGUUUAGACCUUAAAUUUGGCUUAUACAGUUCAGAAUUUUUCAGGCUAUUUUGGCAAAAUACCUGUUAGAAUCCUUCUUGAUGUUCUCUUGUGUGUUCAGGUUUUUUAAAGCGUCUUUUUGUGCCCUGACAUCUUCAUCUUCAUGGCGUUUUAAAACUUCGUCGCCAUCUUGACACUAAGACGUAGGGAAGGUUGCCAUGGCAAUUUUGUAAUUUCACAUGUGAAAUUACAAAUUAACGCUGAAAUUUCGCGCCAAGAUUAAGGAGUAAUUCGUCACCUAUGAUAUUAUACUGAUAAUGAUGUUCAAACUGUUGAUUUUAUUAAUGAUGGUGAUGGUGAUGUUGAUGAGUGAAUAUUAUGCUGUUGCUUGCAUGAAGCUGAUGUGCAGGUGGUACAGGCAUUGAUGAUGAUGAUGAUGAUGGUGAUGAAGAUACUAGUAACUGACUGAUAAUGGUUGCAAUGGUUAUGGUCCAUAAUGACCAUGAUCAUUAGCAUAUAUUUGACUUGAUACUACUUACUGUUUUGUAGGAUGACCAGACCGUGCUAGCAGAAGAUCUUAGACUUUGUAAAGUGAGACCUACUGAUGAAGCAAUAGAAAGAAGAUUUCUCUUUGAAGUUAUUUCACCAACAAAGUUAGUACCACUAGGCCAAACAAAUAAUGGUGCUUGGCCUGUAGGCUCAGGGGAAAAUAUAUAUGCAUAAAAAUGUUUUUUAAGGCUAUGUAAAAUGUAAUUUGUUGAGCCAUGGAAUACUUAAGAAAUCUCAAGAAUUUGCUUGAAUGUGUUUAUACUUUCAUGUUAUAUUUUUGGAAAUUGUAAAUGGUAGUUUUUGAGGAGAAUAAAAACUUGAGUACCAGGGGAAAAAAAUCAUGUACCAAGGGAGAGAACAUACAUGUAAACUAACUGGGUUUUGGCCUCAACUAUCAAGUCAUAGGGUUAGCUAUACUUGUGCACUGUAGGACUCUUGGAUACCCUUAGACAAAACUGGUUUAUAAUUAUUUUCUCAUCGUAUUUAAGGACAUGGAUCCUCCAAGCAGAUAGUGACUCUUUAAGGGCUGAGUGGAUGGAAGCUAUGCAGGUUAGUGUAAUGCUAUGACCAGGGCCCAGUUGUUCGAAGGCCGAUUUGCGCUUAACCUUGGGUUAAAUUUAAUUCGGGUUUCUCUUUCUUGUGUUCAAAAGCAUUUUCUCAGAUAAUUUUAUCUGUUAUAUUUAGAGCUUUCAAUCAUCAACUUGUAGACAAAAAGAAUUAAAACUGGAAUGUUUUUUAAGCUUUCAAAUCUGAAUUCAAAUCCUGCACUAACCCUGGGUUAUCUUAAACCCAAAAGUACUUGAGUCACUGUACCGUAUUUUGGCUUAAGUGGCCUCUCCAUGAUCUUGUGCUUGUGACCUGCCCUGCACCCCUUAAUAAAAGUUGCUAGCAAUACAAGACCAUGCUCAAAACUUGGAGGAACAACUUUGAAUGGAAGGGAGGGAGGAGGUCAGUAUUAUAUCUCACAGACCUGUGACUAUCAGAGAUUUAAAGCAAGAGAGGUUGUUUUCUCGUUGGAGUGUCCCAGCAAUUUUGCAACUGGUUGUAGCUUUUCAGUUAAUCCUCUGAAUAUUCUCGGUGGAAAAAAAUAUGGAUGGACUUCGUGCAUGUUUCUAGUACUGAAUGAAAUGUAAUGUGUAUAUAUUUUUUUGUGAAUUGUACAGGCCAGUAUAGACAAGGCUUUCAACAGCACAACAACUGGAGAGGCAGACAGCAAUGAGGUAAUAUGAAAUUGUAACUGUCAGAUAUACUAGAGAAGUAUUAAGGUCAGUGGUUUCUUGCCUCUACUGUACAGCUUAAAAAUUGUGAAGUUACAUUACAGAUUAUAAUUAUGUUAAAAUUGAAAUUUAAGAAUUUUGUGGUUUAUUAAUUUUGUUGUGAGUUUCAGUGACAAGAAAAGCCAAUGAGCAAUUUUCUAUAGCACUGUUUGCUGCUGCACAAUGUCAUUAAUUUUUACAUUUGUACUUUAGAAUGGAUGAAAUCCGUCAAGUCAUUAUUAUAACCACGCAUGCAAAUUUAAUAAAAUUAUUAACAGCUGAUGUGCCUAUAGUUUGAUUUAGUGUGACACUGUUGGAUUUAAAUGAUUGUUUUUAUUUCUUUAUUAGUGUCUUCAAAAUAAUUCACUUCACCUCACCUCACCUCUGCACACUCUACCGUUAAGUUAAGCAUGAAGGUAUUCAUACUUCUCCAACAACAUCAAUGCCACAUCCUUUGCAAAAGUUCUUGCCUAAUCUCAUGUUACCCAUCCCACCUCUGUUCUCUUCUUUUCUACCCUCCUGUGCCGAAUUUUUCACUUUCCACGAGGGGUCCAAGACAGUGCUGUGAAACAUUGAUGUCCUGUUUGCGUAUACAACACAUGUCCAAGCCACCUCAAUUAUCUCCUCUUUGUGGCAUUACCUUUCCUUUCAAAAAUAAUGCUCUGGGAAUAAUUAUAUGGAAAUAAAAAGUAAAAAAGAGUGAUUUUUUACUUGUGUUUGUAUGUCAUGUUUUUUUGCUUGUUGUUUUUAGACUGACUCUCUUGGCUCAGGGAUCAAGAGCAAAAGUGUGGAGUCUUUAGACAAAAUUGUUGGACCACAAAGGUAAAUUGUUAUAGUAAUCAUUUAACAAUAUCAAUGAAAACUUUGUAACUUGUUGGGACUUCAGGUCCUUGUAAUAAAUCUCUGUCUGCUUUUUCAGCUAAAAUUUCAAUUACACAAUAGCACUCCGGUGUGUAGAUGUGCAUGUUUUGCUUCAAUUCUUUGUAGACUCUAUCAAUGUGCUACAAGUCUAAACAAAAUUUGAUUUUUUUUACAGCAUUCUGGAGCAAAUCAGGGCAGUUACUGGAAAUGACAAGUGUGCUGACUGUGGAAGUUCAGGUACUUAAUUUUCAUUAAUUUUCAACAAAGCUCUCUCACUUUGGUUCAAUGUUGAGCAUCUUCAACAACAUUUUAAAUCAUAAACUCAGUGUCCUAGGAAACUAUUCGCAACAUCAUGUAUAAUAAUAGAAAAAAAAUUACAAUAAUUAUAAUGUACUUCAAAAUCAAAUUAAAUUUUUAUUUUUGAUAACUAGCUUCUCUUUGUUUUACCCUGCAGAUCCAACCUGGGCAAGUACCAACUGGGGAGUUGUGCUGUGUAUAGAGUGUUCAGGGAUUCAUAGGUGCAGUAUAGUAUCACAGACUGUCCAACCAUCCUGAUCUCAUCAGGAUUCUCCCAAUUUUGCUUGAAAAUCCAGAAUCCUGACCAACAUGCGAUCCUGAUUUUGACAUCUGUUAUUUUGAAAUGAAUUCUUACUUAUAAUGAUAUUUUUACGAGAACACCUAACAGAGUUUAUACAGAAAUUGUCCUCUCCGAACCCUAGAAAUGGCCUUUCAGAGAAUCAAGAUUCCAACACUUUCCAUGGGAGCAUGCUCCCAGACCAACAUCCAGCUCACACCCUCGGCACUCACGUGAUUCGUCAGUGAUAUAAUAUUUAGAUUUUACAAACUCAAAAGGUUGGACGGUCUGGUGUCAACUUUUAUGAUUGUUGUCAUUAAUUUUACUGACUUUUCUUGACUUCUGUUUGUUCUAGGAGCUUGGGUGUCCAUGUGUCAAAGGUGCGGUCCCUAACGCUUGAUGCGUGGGAACCAGAGCAGAUUAAGGUUAAUGAUUCACACUUGUUUUAAUCUGUUUUUUAAUUAAUUAAUAAUAAACUAGUACAUAUUAUUAAUGAAAUAAUAAUAAUAAAAUAAAAUUGAUUAUUACCUUGGAGUAUGUACUCAAGUUAGAAUUGCCAAUGCCAAAGCUCAGAAAUGCUUUGAAGGUUUUGCAUUUUUUUACAUUUAUUUUGGUGCCCAUUUCAAGAGAUGGUCAAGUCUUGUGUGCGGCUUAGCUUAUUGCACGUGUGAAUUUUGGUAAAUUUUAUGAAUUCAUUCUACUUUGGUCUGUUUUGAUAAAUUUUUCUGAUUACUUGGUUAAAAACAUACCAUGCAAUUGCCAAGUUUCUGCUAGCAUGAGCACUUAAAAUUUUUAAGUAGUGAGUUCACAUGAGAACUAGUUGACAUUGCAGGCAUAUACUUGUAAUAAUAAUACUCACUUCAUGCAAAAACAUCCUCUGACCCUUUGAUUUCAAUUUGCAUUGAGCCCUCCCUUUUUGCAUUUUAUUGCUUAUGAUAAUGUGAGAGCUUUUGAACUGCGGAAAUGAAUAAUUUUUUUUUUCAUUUUUUUAAAACAAUUUUGUUGUUAUCUUUGAUCUUCUAUAGCUAAUGACUGAGCUGGGGAAUGAGUUGGUCAAUGGAAUCCUUGAAGCAAAAGUUGAUGCUAUGAGUACAAAGAAACCUACUCCACAAAGCAGCAGGUACAUUGUACUGAUCCUGAUGGUUCUUCGUUUGUUUCUUUUGUGCUGUGUUACAUUUUCAUGCGAUGUCAUCCACUAGGGGUCGAGUGGGUUAGGGUCGUACUCAGGGUUCUCAAUAGAAGGCGGCACCCGGCGAUUGAUCGCUGCUUACUUUGGGAUUUAUAGCCGCUUACUUUGUGUUUAGGUCGCUUUUCUUUGCUUUGUUUUGACACCUCUGGCUUUGCUGAAGAGCCUCCUACUUUAUCAGUGAUCACCUCCUACUUAAAAAUCUAUUGAGAACCCUGGGUACUUGACCCAUAAGCUUAGUAGGUAGCAUUGUACACUCCCUUAAGACUGUCAAACCCUCACUCUGUUAAGUUCACAAUAAUUUUGUGCAUAAAUUUUGCAGUUCACUUUGAAUUACCCAAUAGCACCCUUUUUACAACUUCCUUUGUGGAGUAUUUGAUGAUCUUUGGUUGACAGAGUGGUUUAUUUUGUCUCGAUCUGGCUCACAUUCCUCACCGGCUUACAGUUUGUAACUACAAUCUGUCAAACACUAAUUUUUGUACGAAACUUUAAAUCAAAAUAAUAUUAAUAUAUUUUUAAUAAUGUAUUGGGCGUUGUGUACUGUUUCAGAGGUGAACGUGAAGCUUGGAUCAAAGGAAAAUAUUCACAACAUAAGUUUGUAUCACUGGAAAUCUUUCUCACAAAGUGCCAAAAAUUAGACAAAGGAAUCAUAAAAAACCUUGCCAGAAUGAAAGUUUACCAUGAGGAGAAAGGCAUUGAAAGAACUGACUCAAAGAAGAGUAAGAUUCUCAGAAGAAAGCUUGCUCUUAAAGGACAUAAGUCCAAGGCCGACAAGAGAAAGAGUGCUCCUCCAAGCGUGUUUUUAUCUGAUCUUACAACUAAAGACUAUGAGAACUUGGAGAAAAUGGCUUCUAGUUUACUUGAACAAAGCAAUGAUGAAGUUAGUAACUGUAGUAGUGACUCGCAUGAUGACGAAAGACCAGAAGUUGUCUCUCCUGAUGAUGCUAGCAGACCAAGAGCAUCCUCUGUCAGUGGUACAAGGUCUAUGUCCUUUGAAGAUGGUAGGGACAGAGGAGAUUCUGUUGGCUCAAAUUUGAGUGACGAUGGUUUGGUCGCUAGUGAUAAUGGUGAGGUUGAGGCUGAUGAGGAGAAAAGUUUGAAGGAAGACAAGGUGAAAGCUAUAGCAGUGCUUAAAAGGAUCCACCCUAGUAGGGUAGGUAUAAAAGACACUGGUUAACAAGUUCAGUAAUCUUAUUUUAAGCUUCAUCGCUGAAAUGACAAGUAGGCAAGAUAAAGCAAACUGUGACAGUGGUCUGAUUGGUUCACAGAGUGGGAGAGAUGAGCCCAUCUUGUCUUUUUGCAUUGCCCAUGGUGGUCCUGCAAGUAAAAGUCCUCAUUUUGGCCAGCCAUCUUGAUCUCCCACUUAGUCAAUAAUGCAUCUGUGUUUGUACUCCCAUAAAAUGAAGUGGGUGUUGGGCCGCUAGCAGUUAACACUUCGAAUUUCAGAUCUGCAGGUCUGGGCUCAAACCUUGCCGCUGCAUUGUUUCUUUAGCAGCCCUGAGAAAACAGGUGACAUUUUGCAAUGCCACGGGUGGUUCCCCCCGUGAAAUAACGUCUGAGAAAUGAGCACAGAAAUUCCAUACUGAUGACCUAUCACUACCCAGAUCUAGGUAGUGUUUCUGAUUGAUCAUGCCGUGUGGGAAAUUUGCUUCAAACCAUCAGAAGCACUACCCAGAUCUGGGUAGUGACACAUCAUCAGUAUGGAAUUUCUGCACUCAUUUCUCAGAUGUUAUUUCGCAGGGAAACCACUGGGGAGGUCAUGAAAUGUCGUCUUUUUUCCCAGGCUAUUUCUUUAGACAAGAAACUUUGCUCCACUGUUUGCCUUCACCAAGGGUCAAAUUCAGUAGAUUUUAUUAUAGUGUUAUUACAACUGUUUGAAGCCACCUUUUUUUUGCUCUUAUUCACAGCUACUGUUUAAAGCUGCAGAGUGGAAAAGUCUGCCUCUGAUGGCAGCAUCCCUGGCAGAAGGUAAAAAUAUAUUUUAUAACAGUUUGCUGGGAUUUAAUUACCAGUCAGCUCUUUUGGAUUGUGCACACCACUGUGAUACCAUCUUUAUGGGCAGGACAUAGAAUUUCACUUAUGUUACGUGUAGGAUCUUGUACAGAGUUUCAUUCUGCAUGGCAAGCCUUGAACAGGGUUUUUAAACAUUGUCACUGCACCGUCUUGACUGUGUUGUAUCCAAACAAUUUUUUUUUUUAAUAAAGGCAAUUAAUGCCAUACUACUGUACAUAAUAAUAUGUAAUUAUGUCUUUGAAAAUUGAAAUGAAUAAGGGUCUCUUACAUGUAAAAUGGUUUCUUGUCUUAAACAAGGUUGUGAAGUGAGUGGAUUUUGCCUUGAACAGGUUCAGGGUUUGAAGGUCUUGGCAGCUCCACCCUACCCAAACCUUUCCCCUUCCCCUCCCCCUUCCCAUUACCAAAAGCAGACCCCAUAAAUAGUGGUCACUGCCUCAGAAACUCCCAAACUCCUCCCCUCUCCCCUUACCACCACCAUCCCUUUUGUUUUUCAUAAGGAGCCUGUAUCAAGUAGACACCUCUACUGAACUGACACUAGGAAGGGUCCUGUCAGUUUUCUGUUUGGUUUCACUCUGUUAUUCAUUCUGCGAGUAACAGGAGCAAAUAUCUUUACAGUUGGUUCUCUACUGUUCUUGUACAUUAUGUUGUGUUUACUUUACAUUUUCAAUAUUGUUAUCAGGUGCAAAGGUUAACUGGGUAAAUGAAGAUGAUGAAUGUAAAACAGCCCUACACCAGUCUAUCCUUGGGGUAAGAUUGUGAGCUUGCUUUACAGGCUUCUCUCAUUUUUGAUUAGGAAGUGUAAGUUAAUUGUUUGUACAGACAAAUCCGCUUUACGGACACUCGCUUGAUACGAUACCUUAUUAUUACGGACGGUUUCAGCAUGCAAAGAAAGUCGUGUCCAAUAGCCCUGGGCCGGUAGAUUUUCUGUCGGCUAGUGAUUUUUGUUCUUAGCUUGCCAGAUGGGCAAGUGCUGUUUUUUUGGGGAAAUUCAAAUUACAGAAGGAUUGUAAUCAAUCCUGCUAAUCAAAAAGGGUUUGGGGGCUAGUUGAAAUGACUUGUGGGCUAGUACAUGCUAGCUACAGUUUGCCUGAAUGUCAGGCUGUAAAACUGUCAAAGACUUUCUUUGCACCCUGCAGUUUGCUGUGUCCCUGGGGAAGGAAAGCCCUUGCCUUUUCCUUUAACUCAACUUGCCUAAUACAUAUACCUCGUCUACGCAGCCACUUUUCAUGGCCCCUCAAUGUCAGUAUUAACAGGAUUUGCCUUUACUAAAUAAAAGAAAUAGAGCAGCGGAAGUAUAAUAUAUCCCGUCAAGCACUCGGGUAUUUAAAAUGUGAAAGCUUUAUUAAUUUACGCUUAAGUUUAUUCUUUUCACUGUAAGACUUACAUACUGAUGAAAAGUUUUAAUCUUAGUAAUGAAAAUUUUAUGCCUAUAAUACCAUAACCAGUGCCAGAUCCAGACCUUGAGAUAAGGGGGAGGACCGGUCUCCAAAAAAGAAAAUUUUUGACACUUCGGGCCUCAGUUUGGUCUAGAAAUAAGGGAAGGGGGGCGGCGGCGGGGGCGGGGGCGGGGGCGGAGCCCCUCCCCUGGAUCCGCCACUGAUAACCUGCAAUCAGACAUGCUUUUUUGGAGUGAUAGCACAAAAGUUGCCUCAAAAACGAAAAGGGAGGAAGGACCCCCUGAUUGCAGGUUAAUAAUGAUACCACUCUUUACAGAUCAUUUACAGUCAAGGCAAGGGCUAGCUACUUGGCCCUUGUCAUCAGUGACUGUUUCUUGCUGAAUGUUAUUUUAAAAGCUCCUUUCAUUACAGGGAUCAUUAUCAGCUUGCGAGUUUCUGUUACAAAAUGGAGCCAAGAUUAAUCAGAAGGACAAACGUGGAAGAGGUGCUCUGCAUCAUGCUGCUUUACUGGGGCAAACAGGGUAAGCAGCUUAUUUGUAUUAUUAAUUAGUGGACUAUCUGAUACAGUCAGGCAUCUGCUAGAAUGUAUCUGAGGGUGCAUUCCUUUAAGAUGAUCCGGAUCAGGAUCAUUGAUCAGAGAUCACUCAGAUUAUGGUAGAUCAAAUGAACCCAUGAAUCCGCUAUUAGGAUUCACCAGUUCAUUUGAUCUACCAUGGUGCGAGUGAUCUCGCAUCACUGAUCCUGAUCCAGAUCAUCCCAAAGGAUCACUCCCUAAAAUCCAAUAAAAUUACAUUAAUAGAAACUUAAAAUUAUUGGUUUUGCAACAUCCACACUUAUGUAACACCACUGAAAUGUUAUACACUUAUACAGUCGUAGUUGUCAAUUUAAUGAAGAGUGUGUCCAUGCUAACUCACUGAAUGAAAACUCCCACCUUUAAAAUUCAUUUUGAUAUACAAAUAAAACAAUUUUAUUCAUUUUAUUUUCCAGUCCCACUCUUCUGUUUUUGAAGCGAGGAGGCAAUCAACACGAUGUUGAUGAGAAUGGAGAGGUAAAUAUGAGUGCUAUAAUGUUAAAUUAUUUUGUCAACUCAAACCCAGUCUUCAUUAUUUAUCUAUUUUUUUUUGUCUAUUCAAACCCCUGAAAUCUGGAUUCUUUUACUAACAAUUUAUUUGCCUUUUUUGCUAGGAUCCUCUAACUAUUGCUGUGAAGCAGAUGCAUGCAGAUAUAGUCACUCUGUAAGUAAAGUAUUUGGCUUCAUUUCUUGCAGAGGACUAUCCCUUUGAAGAGGAAAAACCUACUGGAAUACACUAGCAAAAUGAUGAUUUUAUGCAACAUCACAAAUGUAGAAUGAGAAAAUAACAUGGAUCUUUUUUUAGUUAUUUGCCGUAUUAUUCUUGCUUUAAUCUAAGGUAAAUUGGCUAAAAUCCAAAAAAAAAAAAUUACAAAAAAAAUAAUGUCCAGACUGUGAUAUUCAUUGUUGUGGGUAAAAGAUGCAUCCAGAAAUGACCAGUAUCUUAGUUGUCGAACAUGUCAUUACAUAAUAAUAAUUUAAUUUUUGUCACAUUGUAAUUCUCAUUUUUGCCCGCACACUUGUUUGUUGUCGUCGUCUAUAGAACGAUAGUUCCCUAAAAGUGACACUGUACUGCAACUGGACUUUAAAGUUAUUUGAAGUCAUGAUGAAAAUAUUUAAACAUUUAACAUUGAUUUCUGUAGUGAAGUAAACUCUUACCUAAACUUGCCAUAACUGAAAUAAUAUUAAUUUUAUUUUGUAGGUUGAGACUGGCAAGAUUGAAUGAUGAAAUGAGAGAAAGUGAUGAGAUCAGUCGAGGUAAACUGUGUUAAAUAAUUUUUUAUGCUUAUUAUUGUCAGGUCUAGAGAAAAAUAAAUGUCUUACUUGCAGUUUGACUGGCCUACAAAGGGUUUGUGCUGGUAAAAUGGUCUGAAAUUAUAUGGAUCUUGCACUUUUAAGUUUAUUGAUUUUAAGUGAAACCCCAUAACUGAUAAAAUGAUCGAAGAGAAAAGGUAUGCCUAUCAACCUAGAAAGCAUUUUUGCCUUAUUGCGUGUGUGACUGCAUGGUAUUUGUCUUCAUUUUUUAUCCAUUUGUGACCCGAAGUUUUGCCUUUAGGCUUGUUCAUGUUAUUUUUCAUGGAGAGUUGAAGUUGCAUUUGUGAUUUAUUGCAGGUGAUAAUACCUUCUUUGAUGUAUUCAGAGAUUUUUCAAACAUGGCUUCCAAGGAACCCGACAGGCUGAAAAGGAAGUUUGACUCAAAAGAUCCAAAUAGGCAGACACCAGUGUGA
Molecule: messenger RNA, 18267 nt
Organism: Porites evermanni
Lineage: Eukaryota; Metazoa; Cnidaria; Anthozoa; Scleractinia; Poritidae
Source: the annotation of a GenBank genome assembly